Messenger RNA from Juglans microcarpa x Juglans regia, 2882 nucleotides. RefSeq names its product kinesin-like protein KIN-13A. The coding region runs from base 243 to 2696 and encodes 817 amino acids. Gene Ontology annotation, molecular function: ATP binding; microtubule binding; microtubule motor activity. Gene Ontology annotation, biological process: microtubule-based movement. The record is from RefSeq and is a predicted model, not a curated record. The transcript has 14 exons. Lineage: Eukaryota; Viridiplantae; Streptophyta; Magnoliopsida; Fagales; Juglandaceae.
CCAAUUGUAAAUCAACAAAGGCGUACUCUCUCCUUUGGAGCCUCAGCCUUUUUUCAGAGAUGGAUACAGAGAGAGAGAGACAUUGAACCUUUUCUGUCCGAUCAAUUUAGGUUUUCCGCUUCGGAUCCGAUCGCAACCCAGAAUUUCAAAAGACAGACCUUGAUAGCGUCCAUUUUCUUACUGCAGCCCGCGUUGUCCAAUAGAUCUUAAAGUUGGCUCCUCAAAGACGAUCGCAGCGCCACAUGGGUGGCCAGAUGCAGCAGAGCAAUGCUGCGGCGGCAACCGCCCUAUACGAUCAUGCCGGUGGCGGGUCUGUUCACAAUGCAGGCCCCGCGAGCGACGCUGGCGAUGCGGUCAUGGCGCGGUGGCUUCAGUCCGCUGGGUUGCAGCAUCUGGCCUCUCCAUUGGCCUCCGCCAGUAUCGAUCACCGCCUCCUCCCUAAUCUUCUCAUGCAGGGAUACGGAGCUCAGUCUGCUGAAGAGAAACAGAGGCUUUUUAAGUUGAUGAGAAACCUUAAAUUUAAUGGGGAGUCUGCUUCUGAGCCAUACAUGCAUACUGCCCAAACUUCAGGUGGGGUAGCCACAUCUGAUGGGUUUUAUUCUCCGGAGUUUAGGGGCGAUUUUGGUGCUGGGCUUUUGGAUCUUCAUGCUAUGGAUGAUACAGAGCUUUUGUCUGAGCAUGUUAUUUCAGAACCCUUCGAGGCUUCUCCCUUUAUGCCUGGCAGUGCCAAAGUAUUUGAUGAUGAGUUCAAUGUGACGGGCGGUGGACAGCAAGGAGGGCGACCAGAUGUAGAUGCAUCAUUUCCAUUACCUGCGAAUGAAAAAGAGAGCAUGAAGGAAAAUAAUGUGGCUAAAAUUAAAGUUGUGGUACGUAAAAGGCCUUUGAACAAAAAGGAGAAUUCUCGGAAGGAGGAGGAUAUAGUAAGUGUAUAUGACAAUGCUUUGACUGUCCAUGAACCCAAACUGAAGGUGGACUUGACUGCAUAUGUGGAGAAGCAUGAGUUUUGUUUUGAUGCUGUUCUUGAUGAGGAUGUCUCCAAUGAUGAGGUAUACAGGGUCACCGUUGAACCUAUCAUUCCAACCAUUUUUGAGCGAACAAAGGCUACAUGUUUUGCUUAUGGCCAGACUGGUAGUGGUAAGACAUUCACAAUGCAACCGUUACCUCUCAGAGCUGCUGAAGACCUUGCUAGAUUGUUACAUAAACCACUCUACCGUAAUCAGAGAUUUAAAUUGUGGCUAAGCUAUUUUGAGAUAUAUGGCGGGAAACUCUUUGAUCUUCUCAGUGACAGAAAGAAACUUUUUAUGAGGGAAGACGGAAAGCAACAAGUUUGUAUUGUUGGACUGCAAGAAUUCGAAGUUUCAGAUGUACAAAUUGUUAAAGAAUACAUUGAGAGAGGUAAUGCUGCAAGAAGUACAGGAUCCACUGGUGCCAAUGAGGAAUCUUCCAGGUCCCAUGCUAUCUUGCAACUUGCCAUUAAGAAGCACAAUGAGAUGAAAGAUUCCAGGCGUAAUAAUGAAGGAAAUGAGUCUAAACCAGGGAAGGUUGUUGGGAAGAUUUCUUUUAUUGAUCUUGCUGGUAGUGAAAGAGGUGCUGACACCACUGACAAUGACCGACAAACAAGGAUUGAGGGAGCUGAAAUCAACAAGAGUCUUUUGGCUCUCAAGGAGUGCAUUCGUGCACUUGACAAUGAUCAGCUCCAUAUUCCUUUCCGCGGGAGCAAACUCACAGAAGUGCUUCGUGACUCGUUUGUUGGCAAUUCAAGGACUGUUAUGAUUUCUUGCAUUUCUCCAAAUGCAGGUUCCUGUGAGCAUACGCUUAACACUUUGCGAUAUGCAGACAGGGUUAAAAGUCUAUCCAGAAGCGGAAAUGCGAGAAAGGAUCAGGCUAUCAAUUCAUUACCACCAAUUAAUAAAGAUGUUUCAUCAGCAUCAUCUCUGCCAGUUUCUGUUGACUCAGAUGAUGUUUAUGACCAGUGGCAAGAGGUGAAAGUACCAGAUGUAGGAAGAAGGGUUGUGGAAAAGGAAAAUGCCUCAUACAAUCCUACUGUUGAUUAUAGCAAUAAACAGUCCUCCAGUGUUUCGUCUAGUUACCCCUUAAAUGGACGAGAGGAGAAAGGGGUGGCUUCCGGCUCAAUGGACAGGGAGAGGUAUGAAAUGAAAAAUUCUUAUGGUGAUUCUACUAUUCAAAAGUCAAACUCCUCUUAUUCCCAAAACUCAGAAGAUACAGAAGAGAAAGUGCAGAAGGUUUCACCACCUCGUAGAAAAGUGUCUAGGGAAGAAAAAUCAGAGAAGCUGGGGAACUGGCUGAGAAAAGAUCUUAAUGGAUCAGAUCUCUCUACCGCAAAAACCAAGCAGCAGAAUACAGUCACAUACAGCUCAAAUAAUGUUGGACCUCGGCAAUAUGAACCAGAACCCCUACCUGAUGGAAAUAUUAAUGCAAUACUUGAGGAAGAAGAGGCCUUAAUUGCUGCUCAUAGAAAAGAAAUUGAAGACACGAUGGAGAUUGUUCGUGAAGAAAUGAAACUGCUGGCAGAAGUGGAUCAACCAGGCAGCCUCAUCGACAACUAUGUUACUCAGUUGAACUUUGCGCUUUCUCGCAAGGCAGCAGGUCUGGUUAGUCUGCAAGCUCGCCUUGCAAGGUUCCAGCACCGAUUGAAAGAACAGGAGAUACUUAGUCGGAAAAGGGUGCCACGCUAAGGCAGCUCUUUGUUUCUUUGCUUUAAUGACUGCACCAUAUACUGCCAUUCACGAUCCACGCAGAGGAUUGAGGUACUUUGGGAGAGUGUCUAAGGCAAUGCACAGAAAAACUGUACUUGAGGGCUAUGGUCGAUGUGGUUUGAACAAGAAUGAGGUUUUAUGUCUGUAAUCGAAGUUUUACUGUUG